Messenger RNA from Harpegnathos saltator (Jerdon's jumping ant), 476 nucleotides. Its product is annotated as ejaculatory bulb-specific protein 3. Lineage: Eukaryota; Metazoa; Arthropoda; Insecta; Hymenoptera; Formicidae. Bases 85 to 450 code for a protein of 121 amino acids. The record is from RefSeq and is a predicted model, not a curated record. The transcript has 3 exons.
GUUCCAUUGCUGUCGAUUAGCCAUACGUGUUCUGUUCAGCACUUCGACUCCGUUUUCGUUACGAUUUAGACUAACCGAAAAACAAUGGCUCGGUUAAUCGGUAUAGUGGCGAUUAUUGGGAUUGCAUUGGUGUCUAUCCUCACAGCCGAAGAAUUCUAUUCCGACAAAUACGAUGACAUAGAUGUCAAAGGUAUCCUCCAGAAUGACAGAUUGCGAGACCAAUAUUACGAAUGUUUUAUAGACAAGGGACCAUGCACAACAGCGGAUAUGAAAUUCUAUAAAGAAAUUGCAAGCGAAGCUAUGGUGACAAAAUGCAAGAAAUGCAACGAGAAACAAAAGGAACAUCUGAACGACAUAAUCGAGUGGUAUACACAGAAUAAACCCGAUCAAUGGCAAAUUAUAGUUGAAAAGUCUUUAGAAGACAUGAAGAAAAAGAACAGUGGCCAAUAACUACUGGCAAAAUUGACAACGAAUAU